Messenger RNA from Marchantia polymorpha subsp. ruderalis, 1950 nucleotides. The record is from the annotation of a GenBank genome assembly. NCBI's taxonomy places the organism in Eukaryota, Viridiplantae, Streptophyta, Marchantiopsida, Marchantiales, Marchantiaceae.
CUCGGAGCGAGCAUUUUCAUUUCAGCGCUGCAAUCUUGUCACACGCGCCUUCGCCCUUCGCUUCCAGAGUUGGUUUCCGAUUCCAGACCCUCAGCAACGAGCUUUCGAUAUUCGUGAGUAGAGAUCAUUUUUGCUCGGAAAUUGUUGUCGAACUGUUCGGAAGCAGCGCACCCGAUUUUGCUGUAGCCAACGACUUCAAGUUGGGUAGAUUCGAUCUAAAGCCCAGCAAGGUCGACUCGGAAAUCUGGUGGAUUUGAUACGGGCUUUUCGCUGUUCGAUCGUCCAGGACGGGGAAGUGCCCUUCAAGUGUGACUUUGUACGGAGCACGCUCGAUACUUCAUCUCGAAGAUCUUUCACAAUGUUGAACGAUGAGACCAUUACGAUGUAUGUGCUGGUGGCUCUUGUCUUCUUUCUGGCAGUAUGUUCUAUAUUUUACGCCAUGUGCCUUGAUUUGGCACGUUUCUAUCGCGCCCACCCGGCAGUUCUACCUCCUGUUCCGGUAGCUGAGGUAGCUUCUGUAGCUGCAAAUGGUGCCCAGGCCCCAAGGAUAUGGGUCUUACUACAAGCAGCACGACCCUCAGAGGGCAAUCUCUCUUUUCCGUAAUGUUACAUAUAAAAUAUGAGGUCACGUGCUGAAGAAACUGAAGUUUUCAAUCCGGCCAGCAUGAGUAUCGGAGUUUCUCUGAUGAAUUUGACAUUGUUACAAGUUACUCGUCAACAACUUCCAUGGUGGGAAGGUGCUGAUUUUCGGUUAAGGUUCUCAGACUCUAAGGUUGUGAUGUGGUCUAAUCUUACCUCCACAAUUUUAGAAGGCAAAUGCCAAGAGAUAAAUCUGAAUUGAAGUUCUGUUCCAGCAUAAACAUGGACAGAUUCUCACAUGAUGCUGACAAUGUUUCAAGUUACUUGUCACAAACGUUGAAGAUGGAGGGCGGGUGUUGUUGCGGCUUUAAGGUAUAAGCUCUGAGACUCGAGGAUGUGAAAUUCAUGAUUAGAACUUCCAGUGACACAUUUCUAGAGGUCAAUGUCAAUGGAGAAUCUGAAGUGAAGUUCUGUUCCAGCGAACAUGAGUAUGAGUCUGGAGAGAACCUCGGGAAUAUCGACAUCGCUUUUCAGUAACUCAUCAACAACGAUGAUGGUGGGGAGUUGCUGGUUUUAGGCAGAAGCUCUCAGAUCCUGAGGAGGCGAUAGUGUCUAAUUAUUCUGGCACAACUUAAAGAUGCCAAUAUCAGGAGACAAUCUCGCUUACAAUGCUUUUAGAAUCUGUAAAUAGUCACCUAGUACUUUAUCUGAGAUCCAGAUACUCUUUGAGUCAUCAAGCCUAAUACCUUUUUUGAGGAUCUUUGACUCUAAAAGUGCAAGAGGCAAAAGUGGAUCGUAUGAUAAAGAUGUUGUAGAUAGCAAUAGAUGAUACUUCAAGAUGUACUUUCAGUGUCGAUGGUUCCGCACGUGACGAACCCAAACAAUUAGGUGUUCCAUUAAGUAGUAAAGGCUUUUAAGCUUGCAAUUUUCUUUCUUAUCUUUCUGAAAAUGAGGUCACUGAAGAUAAUGGUGAACAGUCUCUCAUUGUCAACUUGCAUAGUUGCUUGUUGGAGAAAAUUUUUUCUUUUUUUUCCAACAAGCAACUACGCAAGUUGGCCAACAGAUCUCUGAAUCCAUGCCUUUGAAUACCUGACUUAAUUUUUAUCGUCUCACUUAUGAUGAUGGAAAUGCCCACAUCAUACGCGGUUACAAUGUCCACGUUUCCAACAUGAAGUUUUGACGAAACAGGACGAAGCAGAAGUUUCCAUAGUCAUUUGGGGGAGGUUUCUACGUCAGCACAAGACGUCAUUCUCCAUGCCGGUGGAAUUCAUGAGUCGUGACUGCCUGGUAGCGAGUAGAAUAUUUGUAAUUGCAAUUAGAUUAUGUAGAAUUAUCUUCAGAAAAUUAUUAUCAACAUAGUCAUUUUGCCCU